Messenger RNA from Plodia interpunctella (Indianmeal moth), 3228 nucleotides. RefSeq names its product calphotin-like. The record is from RefSeq and is a predicted model, not a curated record. The transcript has a single exon. Lineage: Eukaryota; Metazoa; Arthropoda; Insecta; Lepidoptera; Pyralidae. Bases 43 to 3144 code for a protein of 1033 amino acids.
UUGAAGUGAUCAGUUAAAAUACAUUUUUACUUCCACAGCAAAAUGAAAUCCUUGCUCAUAGCUGCUGUUCUAGUCGCCGUGGCCUUCGCAGGCCCCACCGGCCGCGUGUUGGUCGCUGAGGCCCCUGCCCCCAUCGCAGUUGGCCCCGCCAUCGUCGACACUCCUGCCCCUAUCGCCGUGGGUCCCGCUAUCGUCGACACUCCUGCCCCCAUCGCAGUUGGCCCCGCCAUCGUCGACACCCCUGCCCCUAUCGCAGUUGGCCCCGCCAUCGUCGACACCCCUGCCCCCGUAGCAGUUGGCCCCGCCAUCGUUGACACUCCUGCCCCCAUCGCAGUUGGCCCCGCCAUCGUCGACACCCCUGCCCCCGUCGCAGUUGGCCCCGCCAUCGUCGACACACCUGCCCCGGUCGCAGUUGGCCCCGCCAUCGUUGACACACCUGCCCCCGUCGCAGUUGGCCCCGCCAUCGUGGACACCCCUGCCCCCAUCGCAGUUGGCCCCGCCAUCGUCGACACCCCUGCCCCCAUCGCAGUUGGCCCCGCCAUCGUCGACACUCCUGCCCCCAUCGCAGUUGGCCCCGCCAUCGUCGACACCCCUGCCCCCGUCGCAGUUGGCCCCGCCAUCGUCGACACCCCUGCCCCCGUCGCAGUUGGCCCCGCCAUCGUCGACACCCCUGCCCCCAUCGCAGUUGGCCCCGCCAUCGUCGACACCCCUGCCCCCAUCGCAGUUGGCCCCGCCAUCGUCGACACCCCUGCCCCCGUCGCAGUUGGCCCCGCCAUCGUUGACACCCCUGCCCCCAUCGCAGUUGGUCCCGCCAUCGUCGACACUCCUGCCCCCAUCGCAGUUGGCCCCGCCAUCGUCGACACCCCUGCCCCCGUCGCAGUUGGCCCCGCCAUCGUCGACACCCCUGCCCCCAUCGCAGUUGGCCCCGCUAUCGUCGACACCCCCACCCCUGUCGCCGUGGGUCCCGCUAUUGUCGACACUCCUACCCCCAUCGCAGUUGGCCCCGCCAUCGUCGACACUCCUGCCCCUAUCGCCGUGGGUCCCGCUAUCGUCGACACUCCUGCCCCCAUCGCUGUGGGUCCCGCCAUUGUUGACACCCCUGCUCCCAUAGCAGUUGGCCCCGCCAUCGUCGACACUCCUGCCCCCAUCGCCGUUGGCCCCGUUAUCGUCGACACCCCUGCCCCCGUCGCAGUUGGCCCCGCCAUCGUUGACACCCCUGCCCCCAUCGCAGUUGGCCCCGCCAUCGUCGACACUCCUGCCCCCAUCGCAGUUGGCCCCGCCAUCGUCGACACCCCUGCCCCCGUCGCAGUUGGCCCCGCCAUCGUCGACACCCCUGCCCCCAUCGCAGUUGGCCCCGCCAUCGUCGACACCCCUGCCCCCAUCGCAGUUGGCCCCGCCAUCGUCGACACCCCUGCCCCCGUCGCAGUUGGCCCCGCCAUCGUUGACACCCCUGCCCCCAUCGCAGUUGGUCCCGCCAUCGUCGACACUCCUGCCCCCAUCGCAGUUGGCCCCGCCAUCGUCGACACCCCUGCCCCCGUCGCAGUUGGCCCCGCCAUCGUCGACACCCCUGCCCCCAUCGCAGUUGGCCCCGCUAUCGUCGACACCCCCACCCCUGUCGCCGUGGGUCCCGCUAUCGUCGACACUCCUGCCCCCAUCGCUGUGGGUCCCGCCAUUGUUGACACCCCUGCUCCCAUAGCAGUUGGCCCCGCCAUCGUCGACACUCCUGCCCCCAUCGCCGUUGGCCCCGUUAUCGUCGACACUCCUGCCCCCAUCGCAGUUGGCCCCGCCAUUGUCGACACUCCUGCCCCCGUUGCCGUUGGCCCCGUUAUCGUCGACACUCCUGCCCCCAUCGCAGUUGGCCCCGCCAUCGUCGACACUCCUGCCCCCAUCGCCGUUGGCCCUGCCAUCGUCGACACCCCUGCCCCCGUCGCAGUUGGCCCCGUCAUCGUUGAUACCCCUGCCCCCAUCGCCGUUGGCCCCGCCAUCGUUGAUACCCCUGCCCCCAUCGCCGUUGGCCCCGCCAUCGUCGACACCCCUGCCCCUGUCGCAGUUGGCCCCGUCAUCGUUGAUACCCCUGCCCCCAUCGCCGUUGGCCCCGCCAUCGUCGACACCCCUGCCCCCGUCGCAGUUGGCCCCGUCAUCGUUGAUACCCCUGCCCCCAUCGCCGUUGGUCCCGCCAUCGUCGACACACCCACCCCUGUCGCCGUGGGUCCCGCUAUUGUCGACACCCCUGCCCCUAUCGCCGUUGGCCCCGCCAUCGUCGACACCCCUGCCCCCAUCGCCGUUGGCCCCGCCAUCGUCGACACCCCUGCCCCUGUCGCAGUUGGCCCCGUCAUCGUUGAUACCCCUGCCCCCAUCGCCGUUGGCCCCGCCAUCGUCGACACCCCUGCCCCCGUCGCAGUUGGCCCCGUCAUCGUUGAUACCCCUGCCCCCAUCGCCGUUGGUCCCGCCAUCGUCGACACACCCACCCCUGUCGCCGUGGGUCCCGCUAUUGUCGACACCCCUGCCCCUAUCGCCGUUGGCCCCGCCAUCGUCGACACCCCUGCCCCCGUCGCAGUUGGCCCCGUCAUCGUUGAUACCCCUGCCCCCAUCGCCGUUGGCCCCGCCAUCGUCGACACCCCUGCCCCUGUCGCAGUUGGCCCCGUCAUCGUUGAUACCCCUGCCCCCAUCGCCGUUGGCCCCGCCAUCGUCGACACGCCCGCCGUAUCUCCUGUCGCUGUCGUCGAUACUCCUAUUGACCCCGUCUCUGUUGUCGACGGACCCAGCCCCAUCGCCGUUGGUCCCGCCAUCGACAGUUUCGAAAUCUCCCAGACUCCUGCCAGCCCCUCUCUGAUCACCCUCAUCUUCAACAUCUACAACCAAGCUGGUGAACUCCUCGGCAACCCGGCCGUGAUUGAACCAGUCAAUCCUGCAGUUGUGUCAGACACAGUUGACGAUGUGAACGUAGUGGAUGUGGCCGUUGAUGCUGUGAACGUGGUCGACCAGAUCGUGGAGCCAGUCAGUGUGGUAGAUCAAGUUAUUGAGCCUGUGGCGGUCGUUGAGGCUCCCGUCGUACCUGAGCCUGUAGUUAUUGGAUCUCCAAUAAUUGUGCCUGAGCCCGUCGUCAUCGCUAACCCUAUUGCUGAGCCAGCCAUCCACGCUUGAAAGAGUUCUAAAGAGAAAAUUCUAAGAACAGAUGUGAUUAGUUUCUGUAAUUUGUGAAAUAAACGUUUUGUUCCAAACUUUAAA